AUUUGAUAAAUAGUAAAAACGAAUGAGUGAUCAUAAUAAAGAUAAGCAAUUUUAUGAAAAUUAAAGUAAGGAGUUAAGAGUUAAAUAUUAAAAAGCAAAGGAUGGAUCAUGUAAUAGUGAAUUUAAAGAAUAUAGCAACAUCUGAACAUAACCCUAAAAGAGAUAAAGCAUAAAAAGUAUUGUUCCUUAUAAUGAUUUUAUACUCAAUCAUUUUGGUUACUUUUGUAUUACUGUUAUAUUGGGUAAGAGAUUUUCGAUACUUUUGUUUUAAUGUGCUUAAUGAUUUUAAUGAGUAGGGUAAAUUUAUUAUAAAAAUAUAGAUAGGGCAAUACAUAGGUGCUUUUUAUAUAGGAAUGAUUGGUUUAUGGUUUGUUUUAACAGGCUUUAAUGUUGUUUUAUAUGAUAUUUUAGCAGGAUUCUUAAUUCAGCCUUUUUGGUUUGCUCUAUUCACAGUUUCCUUAGCCAAAUUCUUAGCAAAGUAUAAAUUAUUAAAUAUAAUUAUAUAGAUAUCUUGGCUUUUUGAUAGGAAGAUAUGCUGUUAGAAGUUUUAUUUAUACAGCUAUGAAUGAAAACAUUUACUUUAUUACUUGUUAUUUAGCUACAGAACGUAAACCUACGAAAGUUAUGUAUCUUAUUUAAUUUUUGGCCAUUCCAACAAUCUUUAAAACUUAUGCUUGUGGUUUAUUUAGAAUAACUCAUUGGGAAUUUAUUCAUCCAACUUUUUUUGGCACAGUUGUUUGGGCUGGAUUCUGGGUUUAUAUGGGAUCUAAUUUAGAUUCACUUGCUGAUGUAUUAUAAUCAGGAGAUACUAGUAAUUAUGUUCCACUUUGGUUAAAAUUAAUUAUGGUUAUCAUAGUUAUUUUUAUAAUUUAUUAUUUUAUUAGAUUGACAAAUUCCAUUUAUACAGAAAUUUAAAAUGAUGCAAGUUUAGCUGAUUUAAGCCAUAUUUUAGAAAAAGAAGAUGAAGAAUAAGAAAAACUCUUAAUUUAUAAUGAAGAAACUUAAAUCUAAGAAGAAAAUGAACCCAGUAAUAAUAGAUGA
Molecule: messenger RNA, 1041 nt
Organism: Paramecium sonneborni
Lineage: Eukaryota; Ciliophora; Oligohymenophorea; Peniculida; Parameciidae
Source: the annotation of a GenBank genome assembly